AUGACAUCUAUCAUAGCAAACAACAAUAACAAUAAUAAUAAUAACAAUAUUAAUAAUAAUACAUAUGAUUUGAUAAAUAAGUUUUUAAAUGAUGGUGAUUCACUUCAAUAUUUAAAUGAUAUAGUUGGUGAAAGACAACAACAACAGCAACAACCAAAACAACAACAUCAUCAAAAGCAAUCAUCUUCAUCAUCAUCUUCUUUAUCAUUUGAUCAGAGUAAUGAAACCGAUCUUUUAAAUAAACCUGAAAAGUUAGAGAGCUAUUUCAUAUCGAUCGUUGAUCUUCUAAUUGAUUUAAAGAAAUAUCUAAAUACAACGGUGGAUAAAGAACUUGAGAAUUCAUCACAUGUCGAUAUCAUAGGUCUGCAAUCGAAUAUCGUCAAGUUGGACGAGAGGAAGAGCGAUGCGCUUCACGGUGUCAAUGCACCGUCAAAGGGUAUCGCUUCGCGUGUCGAAUCAAUAGUCGAUCACAACGACCAGCUGCGCAAACGACUGGCAUCCGUCGACGAUAUCCUCGAGAUUCUCGACUACUUCCAGCGAUACAAUCAACUCUCCACUGACUACGAGCAUAACUUCCACGAGAAACGACAAGCAGUUGCUACAGGCGCAUCCAUUCCCGCGCAUCAUACCGUCGCUCAAAGAUCAACUAAAGAAACGCAAAAACAAUCUCAAAACACUGCUCAUCGAAGUAUUCACCAAUCACCUGCAGAUUGGCGCCAACGAGAUUGCAAUCACCGACAAAUCGAUGCCAUCGAUCAUCCUCUCGCUAGAGACACUCGGACUGAGUGGUUUCAUCAUACAAUCGAUCUCUUCGCAACUCUUGAACCAACUGCUACUGCCACUGCUGAAAUCUAUCAAGUUGUCGCUCUCGGCAGUCGAUAG
Messenger RNA from Heterostelium album PN500, 882 nucleotides. RefSeq lists its product as uncharacterized. The coding region runs from base 1 to 882 and encodes 293 amino acids. The record is from RefSeq and is a predicted model, not a curated record. NCBI's taxonomy places the organism in Eukaryota, Evosea, Eumycetozoa, Acytosteliales, Acytosteliaceae. The transcript is spliced from 3 exons.